AUGAAUUUUAUUCAACGAUUCUAGUUAAUUAAAUGUCAAAAGCAUCCAGAUAAUUCAAUUACAAAUCUAUGUCUUAAUGAACAAUGUAAUCAACCACAUUAAUUUUGUUAAACUUGUGUUAAACUUCAUGUUGCACAUUCAAAUUAAAUUAUUUACAUGAAAUAGAUUGAUGUUUUACUUAAACGAAACUCUAAUGUUAAUGAAUUCUCGUAAGAUCAACUUGGAUUAGAAACUUAUAAUAUAUAUCGUGAUUUUAAGAAAGCCAUUUAAAAUAGACUUAAUUCAUUGGAAGAAGAAUUAAGAGUCAUCAUUCUCAAAUUAGUAAAUGAUUAAAAGAUUAAUCAAUAUGGAUAUAAAUUUUUAUAGAGUAUUAAUGAUUUUGGUAGUGAUGAUAUUCAAGAUUUAAGACAAUAUCUAAUAAAAGAAUAGAAAGAAAUUUAAAAAAAUCAAAUUAUUCUUAAAGAAAAUCAAAGCAAAUAAACAUUAAUUAAUCUAAAAGAAUAUUUAAGUGAUUAGAUUCCAAAUAUACAAAAAGAAGUUUUCGAUCAAUUAGAUAGCUUGAGUAGCACAUUUUAUUCAAAUACUUAAAGAAUUGAUAGAUUAUAAAAAGUUUUGAUAAGUAAUAGUAUAAGUUGAUAUAUUUAGCUGAUGAUGGUUUGAGUCAACCAAGCAUUUUUGAUUAGAAUACAAUCCGAGUUGUAUAAUUUGAAGUAAGAGAUAAACCUUUGUAUAUAACAGGAAUCUACUAACCUAUGCUAUAUAAGGGAAGCUAUAAUUCAACAAAUUAUGAUUCAUAAACUUAAUCAUAAUUUAAAAUAAUUUACAAGUUACAUGAAGGAUAUGAUUUAAGCAAAUACAUUUAUAAAGAAAAUAAAAUGUUAGAACAUGAAAAAUUAAAGAUAUCGGAUGGUCACUUAUAUUAUAUUGAAUUAACAAAGACAAUAAAAUUGAACCCGCAUAAGAUUUAUUGUAUCUCAAUAUCAACUAAGGAAUCUAAAGCAUUUUAUACUUAUUAAUAUUCCAAUAGUAAAAUUGAUAACCCAUUAAUCAAAUGGUAAUCAGAGAAUCUAUCAGAUUGUGAUAAAUUCAUAAAAAAUGCAAAUAAACAUCUAUUUUCUUAUUCAGAUAUUGAUUAGAUACCGGCAAUAUAGGUGAAGUUGUGACAUUAUUAAAU
Messenger RNA from Paramecium sonneborni, 1174 nucleotides. The record is from the annotation of a GenBank genome assembly. Lineage: Eukaryota; Ciliophora; Oligohymenophorea; Peniculida; Parameciidae.